CUCAUGAGGGAAAGGUAAGUCAAUAUUACGUUUUUUUUCUCCCCUUCCUCCUCGCUGACAAAGGCAAAUGAAGCCAUGUUUUUGCUUACAAACAUCUUAACGCGUGGAUGCGGAGCCAUGCGCCGAUGCGCUGCGUAAGGAGAGGCCGCUGCGACCUUCCUCCCGCUCCCCCCCCUCUCAUUCCUCGCAUCUUUGGAAACGGGAUAGCUGCUGUCUACAAAUCUUUACUUGGGAUAUCUUUUAAAGCGAACAAAUUGAGCAGCGGCGGAACUCUCAGAGCGCAGCGAGGACCUUAAACCAACACAUCUAAUUGGAUGCAGAAAAUGAGUUUCGGGGUGAGCUGGUGAACCAGCGGUGGACACGAGGCGAGAGGAAUAGCAGCCGCUGUCAGGCCUCCCAGAGACUGCAGAGCCGUCGACCAAUCAUGAUGAGUGUGGAGGGUGACGACAAGCGAACUCGCACUCGGUCAAAGGGAAUCAGAGUUCCCAUUGAGCUCGUAGGACAAGAGCUGAGCUGCCCCACCCCCGGAUGCAAUGGCUCCGGCCAUAUCAGUGGGAGAUACUCACGACACAGAAGCCUUCUGGCUUGCCCCAUCGCCAGGAAGCGCCGUCUGGAGGAAGCUGAGCAGGAGCAGGAACAGGAAGCAGAGAAGCCCGCCUCCAAGAGGAAGUCCCACCCCCUGAAGCUCGCCUUGGAUGAGGGCUUCAGCGCCGAGAGCGACGGCAGCAGCGAGGCAGAGGAGGAAGCCGAGAAGGAUGGAGGGAAGGUGGAAAAGGCGGUCACCGGGUCAGGAGAGGAGGAAGAGAAGGAUGGAGGUGCGGAGGAAGAAGAGAUAGCGGCUGAGUCCCUGGAGAAGGAUGCUGAUGGACUGAUGAAGGGGCAGGAGGAAGAGGAGAAGGAGACGCAGCAGCAGGAGGAGGAGAAAACAUCAGCAGAUGAUGAAGAGCAAGAGUGUGUGAUUGUGGAGCCGGAGCACCGAGCCAAUUCGCCCGACGCUGAGGUGCACCAGCCUCCCUCCCAGAGCCCCGAAGAGGUGGCUGACUCCCUGCUCCACCUGGGCCAGGUCUCCAACGGCCACGCUGUUGGCGUGGUUGUGCAGCAGAUUGAAGAUGUCAGAGCGGCAGCUGAACAGGGUGAAGAAGCAAAGCAUCAGCAGGAGGGGGCCGCGCGCGAGGAGGAGGAGGAGGAGGCACAAAGAUCUCCGGAGGAGUCAUCUGUUCUGCAGAAUGAGGCGAGGAAGGUGGAGGAAGAACAAGGGGAGCGUGUUAACAUGAGCAACCAUGUGAGCCGUGGCAAACAGAUCAAAGGCGAAGAGGAGGAGGAGAUGGUGGUGUCGGUGCAGCAGACGCAGGAGACCCCGACAGACGAUGAGGAGGACGAUGAGAAAGAUGAAGAGGAGCAAAGGAGGCCUUUCCUCUCCAUAUCUGAUGUGCCAACCGCCGUCCGAACUAUCACCAGCACAGCAGCAGCUCAGGGAACUCACAUCAAGACAGAAAACCACAUCAUUCAGGAGGACUACAGCAGCGACAGGUACGACUCGCUUCAAAACUUCAAAAGCAGCCCUCCUUUAAGCUUCAGCUCCCACAGGGCCAGCCCGCUCGAUGACUACUACUCCAUCCCAAGAUUGGAGAACUACAAACUCCACAAGGCCUCUUCCUCGGCCUCCCCGGAUGUCAUCGAAGUGCGAUCCGAUAAGUCGGAGGACAAAGACUUUGAUGACCUCGACGGGGACGAUGAGCGAGAUGAUGAAGACAGCCUGUCUCAGCGUUCCACGGUGACCGAUGAGUCGGAGAUGUUCGACAUGACCAGAGGGAACCUGGGUCUCCUGGAGCAGGCCAUCGCUCUCAAGGCCGAGCAGGUGAAGCCCGCUGGGCCUAGGGAGCUGCUCCGAGCUCCAGACCUCCACCACCAGAGAUACUUCACCAUUGAGGACAGACCCAAGCACCUAGACAUCAUCCGGAAGACCUACUUCAGCAAAGAGAGGCCGGAGAAGAGAGAGAACAAGUGUCCCACGCCAGGGUGUGACGGGACGGGCCAUGUGACCGGCCUCUACCCCCACCACCGCAGCCUGUCAGGCUGUCCGCACAAGGACAGGAUCCCCCCAGAGAUUCUGGCCAUGCAUGAAAAUGUGCUGAAGUGUCCGACUCCUGGCUGCACCGGUCAGGGCCACGUAAACAGCAACCGCAACACACACCGCAGCCUCUCCGGAUGCCCGAUCGCUGCUGCGGAGAAGCUUUCCAAGACCCACGAUAAGCAACACCUCGCUCAGCCGGGCAGCGAGCUGCUCAAAGGAAGCCCCAACGACAGGGUGCUGAGGCCCAUGUGCUUUGUGAAGCAGCUGGAGGUGCCCCAGUAUGGCAACUACAGGCCCAACAUGGCUCCCUCAACGCCGCGCGCCAACCUGGCCAAGGAGCUGGAGAAGUACUCCAAGGUCUCCUUCGAUUAUGCAAGCUUCGAUGCCCAAGUGUUCGGAAAGCGCACGCUCGCUCCAAAGAUGACCACCAGCGAAACUUCACCCAAAGCCUUCAAAACCAAGCCCUCGUUCCCCAAGUCGUCCUCUCCCACCCUGAGCCUCCACGCUUACGGGAAGAGCGCCACCCUCCCCUACGACUACUCCCACGACGCCGAAGCUGCCCACAUGGCCGCCACCGCCAUCCUCAACCUGUCCACUCGCUGCUGGGAGAAACCCGAGAACCUCAGCAUCAAACCGCAAACCAAGGAAAUGGACAUUGAGGUGGAUGAGAACGGCACGUUGGACCUGAGCAUGAAGAAGCCUAUAAAACGGGAGGGCAGCGUGUCCGGCACCAGCCCCGGGGUCCGCUCCCCGGAUCCGUCUUCGUCCUCCUCCUCUUCGUUCCAUCACAGCGGAAACAGUGGAAUGACGUCCCCGAACCUUCAUACGUACAAGCAGGAAGACUGGGAGGGACCUCUGGAUUUCACCAAACCCAAUCGCCAGAGGGAGGAGGAAACAGACGAGAUGGAACACACAGGUCAGUCGUACGUCUCAUCUGACCCAGAGGACUGUGACAUGAUGCAGGACUGUGUGGAGGACAGGAAGUACCCCGGAGAGGUCACGACCCCGAGCUUCAAAGUCAAGUUUCAGCCCAAGGACAGCAAGAAAGAGCUGCUCUCGUGCCCCACACCCGGCUGCGAUGGCAGCGGCCACAUAACAGGGAACUACGCAUCCCACCGCAGUCUGUCUGGGUGUCCUCUCGCUGAUAAGAGCCUUCGGUCCCUCAUGGCGGCCCACACUCCUGAACUCAAAUGCCCCACGCCAGGAUGCGACGGUUCGGGUCACAUCACAGGAAACUACGCCUCUCACCGAAGUCUCUCUGGGUGCCCGCGUGCCAAGAAAAGUGGAAUUAAAACUCCUACCAAGGACAACCAGGAGGACUCGGAGCUUUUAAACAGAUGCCCCGUGCCGGGCUGCGACAGCCUGGGCCACAUCAGCGGCAAGUACGCCACGCACCGCAGCGCCUACGGCUGCCCGCUGGCCGCCCGCAGGCAGAAGGAGGGCCUGCUGAACGGGAUGCCCUUCAACUGGAAGGCCUUCAAGACAGAGGGCCCCACCUGCCCCACCCCCGGCUGUGACGGCUCCGGACACGCCAACGGCAGCUUCCUCACACAUCGCAGCCUCUCAGGAUGUCCUAGAGCCUUGUACGCCAAGAAGAAGGCCAAGUUCCCCUCCGAGGAAUAUAUGAGCACCAAGUUCAGAGCCACUGAUGUUCUGGACAACGAUGAGGAGAUCAAGCAGCUCAACAGAGAGAUAAACGACCUCAACGAGUCCAACAACGAAAUGGAGGCCGACAUGGUCAACCUGCAAACUCAGAUCUCUUCCAUGGAAAAAAACCUAAAGAGCAUUGAGCACGAGAACAAGAUGAUCGAAGAGCAGAACGAGGCCCUCUUCAUGGAGCUGUCCGGUCUGAGCCGGGCCCUCAUCCGCAGCCUGGCUAACAUCCGCCUGCCGCACAUGCAGGAGCCAAUCACCGAGCAGAACUUUGACAACUACGUCAGCACCCUGACCGACAUGUACACCAACAAGGAGUGCUUCCAGAGCCCGGAAAACAAGGCCUUACUGGAGAGUAUCAACAAGGCUGUGAAGGGCAUCAAAGUGUGAGGCUCGACGCGCGGCACAGGAGGGAGUCUGAAACGGCUGCUGAAGCUGGAGAGCUGGACGCAGCGGGGAUGGGAGGGAGUUGGAGAGAUGCUGAAAUGCUCGACGAUAUAUUUAAAUAUGAUUCAAAAACAAAAAGGGAAUUCAGGUUACUUAAAUAAACGGCAAAUUUUCAAAUAAAAUCAACCCAGGGAGCACCUCUGUUGAAGAAAAAGCGACCAAAAUCCACAUCAUGCUGCUUCUGAGAUUCAGAGGAGGAAACCUUCAAGUCAGAGUGUUUGGAAAAGCAGGAAUAAUGUUUGUAGGAACUAGAUCCGAGGGGCUUCGACGUGCCGUAUGUUUACCUGCUGAGUCUGCUUCCAACGGGGCCGGAACGCCGGAACGAGGAGGCGGGAUCUGCUUCCGGACGACGGGACUUUCGCCGCUGUCCUGUAGCAUUGGCUGGGAGGGGAGGAGAGGGGGGGGCUCACCAGCUGUGUGAUCCACAACCACUCACGCCUACACGUGCACAUACACACACUUCUCACACACAUCCCAGCGAAAUGAGAGACAUGCUCACCUGAAUGUGUGUGUCUGCAGCGGUGAGGCAGAUCUCAGAGCAGCCUGGAUACUCAGCAGACCAAACCCUCUCUGUUUUUUUUUCUGGAAUGAUGAUAGGAGUAGUGUGCACACAUCUCAGCUUCGGUUAGUCAUAUCAAUAGUAUUUAUCAACAUAGGAAUUGCACUUCAUUUCAAUGAAUAGUUUUGUGGUACGAUAAUUAUUGUUAUAUAUGAAUUAUUUAAACUUGUGAACUUUUAAAUUGUAACUUAUUGCCCUUUAUGUUAUUGAGGUUUAUUUAUUUAAAGCAAUCUAUUUAUUAAUAACUUUGUUUUGUAAAACAAACCAACAAAAAAAAAAUGCAACUUUACUGAUAACCGAUCUGCAGAUGUCUUAAGAAUCUAUAACGACAGACGAGGCGUAUUUUUUAUUUAUUUAUUUAAUUUUUUUACUUUUUACGUGCAGAUGUUUUAUAAGGAAUCAAAAUUCUUUUGAUAAUUUUACAAGAAAAUGAUCUUUUUGGGUUUGUUUUUUUUUUUCUUUUCUUGUUUUCCUCCGUUUUGUUUGUGCUUUUUUCUGUUGCUGCUACAAAACCCCCCACGGGCCAGAGGGAAAAAAGAAAACGCAAAAUGAUGUAUUUAUUAUUUAUUUAAUGAGAAAGAAGUCGACUGAUGUGUAUUUAUUUUGUUCCUUAUUUAUGUGCGUGUUGUGACGGUUGAGUCUGAGUAGUUAAGAAAAAAAAAAAAGAUUUAAAAAAAUAAUAAUCCACUGCUAAUACUUAAAUAAAGAAACGACAUCAAUACCAGUACUGUUUGAUUGCUUAGGCGUGUACUUAGACAAACCAGCAGCUGAUUGUAAACCCAACAGAAGCACUCACUUCUCUGUUACUGUCACAUUUCUGUGUUUUAAUUUGCUUUCUGUCAGGUGAAGAAAAGACAAAAAAAGCUUAAAAAGAAAAAAAAAAAAGUAAUUUUUGUACCUCUCCCAAGCUCUUUGUAGCGGCCAGCACUGGCUCACCCAGAACCUCUACGAUGCGCCGAGGCUGCUUGGCGAAUUAUUCUCUGAUCGUCCGUAAAACUGUUCCACACAGAGCGCUUUUCCGGGCCGUGUUUCAGCCUGGAUGCAUGAUGAUUCCUAAAAUACACUGCGACAUAUCCAAACCCUUGAGGAUACGAUAAGGUCCUUUCUAUCUUUGACUAACUUCAAAACAUACACACCCUUGUAGCCUUACUCUAGAUUUUAAUUUUUUUUUUCUCAAUGCACAAAGUGCCACUGAUUAAAAAGAAAAGAAAAAGAGCAAAAAAAAAAGAAAAAGGAGAGCUUACUUUUUUCCUGAUUCUCUGCAUCUCUGCAAUGUAAGAAUGUCUGGUUGCCCGGGACGACCACGGCAUCGAGAGAGAACGCGGAUUGUUUCAAAAUGCCUUUAUUUCUCUGCCAAGAUGGCCAUAAGUACACUAUAUAUACAUUCUGUACAAAUAGAUUUUAAAGAAGCUAUAUAUAUGAAUAUAAACAUACAUAUAUUUUUCCAGUGUAAUUGUUGACUUCUUCUUCUUCUUCUCUUGUAUUAUCAGAAGCUGUUCAGGCGAGACGUUAAGGGUGCGUCAUGGUGAGGAGGCGGUUGCUCCUUCUUUAAUAUCACUUAGACCUGCUCAACUGUGGCUUUAAACAUUCAGUCAAGCUGAAGUCGUUGAUGGUUAGUGGAACAGUACUUUUGGAUCCCGUCAGUUUCCUUCCUCCCCCCCCCCCCGUCUCGUUUUUUUCUUUUUUCUUCUUUUCGUCCACCUGUCUCGUCUUUGGCCCGAAGGUGUGCUAAACAUCAGCUGCAUGUUUACGGCUGAACCUGAAUCCUAAGUGUCAGUGUGAGUUCAUGUAUAGUGGAAAAAAAAAAGACGAUGCCUCUGAAUAAUGUUCUGCACAUUGUGUUCAGCGACGUUGUGCAGUUUCUGAAUAUUCUUCUUCUUUGUGUGUUGUUCAUGGUAAAGGCCUGCUCGCUCCGAGCUCUUUCGUGUUCAGACAAACCAGUAGGAGACGUUAGUGUGACCUGCCUUUGGGGUGAAACUAUUCCCAUGUGUAGCUCUGAUGUCCAAGGCAUGUUGUAAAUGUGCUCUUAGCCAGCGUAGAAUGUGCACUUUCUGAGUAACUCGUCGAAGAUGCCAGCAGUUGAAGUCGGACAGAUCUGAGAUCAGGAAAUUUCCUGUGUUUUCUCUGAAGAGUUUCAUGAAAUGAUUAUUAUUACUUUUUAUGUUCUGGAGGCCUUUAUUUAACAGCGGUCAGACGGGAGAAGCGCGUUGUGAGACAAGACAUGCGGCAACAGGCCGAGACUCGAAUCUGCAACGGCCGCGAGAGCUAAAGGUCUCCGUAAAUGGGUCGCGCGCUCUACCCCCUGAGUUUCAUGAAAUUAAAGGAUUUUCUUUUUUUCAAAUUCUGGGAAACCAAAAAGAGAGAGUGACGGGAAAGGAGUUGCUUGGUUCUCAGGUGACCUGCGGCAGAGCGGAGCAUAGCCACAGGUCGAGCAGUCAGCUGAGGCCAGAGGCGAUAGCAGCGGCUGGAUCAAGGCCUCGUGUGAAAUGAGACGAGCGCGUGGGAGUGGAAAAUUGAUUUGCCGGGCUGCACAGCCUCCCCUUUUGUUGUCGGAGGAGGCGUUUGUUGCAUAAAUAUGUGGACGUCACUCAAGAGAAUGUUAAAGCUUUUCCUGACUUUUUAGCCCUCCUCCCAACCCCCGCUCCCACCCCCCACCCGGUCGCUCCAGCCCCUCUUUACCCUCUCCCGGGUCUUCUUUGCGUCUUUCCUCAAGAAAGAUUGCUUGGAUGCAUUUGGUUAACAAAGUAGUGUAUUUUUUCCUCUUGAAAUGCACAAGAAUUCUACCCCGAGAGUGUUAAGACUGUGAAUAUUCUCCUAACCUAUUUGAUAUGGCAUGACCCCUUUUAAACUGCUUGAUGAAAUUGUCUACUGAGAUAUGUAAAUGAAGAACACUGAGGCCAUGAAAGCAGAGCGUUUUAAGAAGAAAAAAAUUUUUGAAAAAGUCAGCUAAGAAAGCGAACUCAGCCCACGGUCGGUCCUGCACCCACGCACUGUAUGUUUUCCUAUUUACAUAGAAGUACCGAGUGAUGGAGUCAGUUUUAUUGUUCUGAUCGGAAAAAGAGCAUUUAACAAGACGGGGCUCCGUUUUUUUUCCCCCCCACUUUUCCCCCUCUCUCAAUUUUAUUUGAUGUGACGACACUUUUCAGGGAAUUCAGUCAACACCAAAAUCCAAAUGUGAGUGUGAAGGGGAGAUAUAUAAGGAGAGACAGAGAGAGAGAGAAAAACUGAGUGGCACUUUUUCAUCAGGCUGUCCAAAAUAUAACAAAACCAAAAGAAACCCCCAUUUUUUCCCACCUCCCCAGCCGUAGUUCUCAGAUAUGUGUGGUCUUAUCAUGUGUGCCUUUCUCCCUCCACUCAUGUCAACAUAUGGUAUGUUUACACCCAUUCAAUUACUGCUGAAAAUCCUCGGUCCUGAUCCAGAUGUCUGACUUUCAGGGGGAAACGGGUGGGGGUGGGUUAACGGUUUUACUCUGUGGAAUAAAGCGUGUCAUCUUCUGUCCGCUGCAGACAGAGAGCACUCUGAGUAACAGGGGAAAACUCAAAGCUUUUGUCUCUCUGAAGAAACUGUGAUCUCAUUCUGUCGAUUCAGGUACCACAAACUGCACGGACAGUUUCUGUGAAGGGAUCUGAAGCUCGGCAGUCAUCUCUAGAUAAUGCAUCAGAGUGCAGGGCAUUAUUUUGACAUAAGUGGAAAGAGUUUCUGUACAUAUUUGUAUCCAGACAAAAAAGAAAAAAAAAAAACAGUGUUAUUUGUUGUUGUAUCGAAGUUGAAAAUGGUUUCGAAACUAAUAAC
Molecule: messenger RNA, 8526 nt
Organism: Xiphophorus maculatus (southern platyfish)
Lineage: Eukaryota; Metazoa; Chordata; Actinopteri; Cyprinodontiformes; Poeciliidae
Gene: myt1b
Product: myelin transcription factor 1
Exons: 23
Coding region: 425-4117 (1230 amino acids)
Biological process (GO): regulation of transcription by RNA polymerase II
Cellular component (GO): nucleus
Molecular function (GO): RNA polymerase II cis-regulatory region sequence-specific DNA binding; DNA-binding transcription factor activity, RNA polymerase II-specific; zinc ion binding
Source: RefSeq, a predicted model, not a curated record